AUGAUAACAAUAUUCUACUCUCUACUCCUCAUCCUUCCCCUGUACAAGACCACAAGACAGCAGGUGUUCCUACUUCACUGUGGUUUCAGGACAGGGUCCUCCUUGUUAGGAGAGCUCUUCAACCACAACCCCGCCUCUUUCUACGUGUUUGAGCCUCUGUACGAAGUGCCGCAACACUUGCACUCCACAGUGUUAGAAGAUAUCGUGAAAACGUGUAGCAGCAAAUACUGGGGUCUUCUGGACAGAUCUCUUAGUUUCCAUGACAACAAUACUCUCUACUCUAGAUGUUUGUUCAGUGAACUGCUUGUCAUUAAGACGAUAAGAAUACGGCACGCUAAGCAGAUAUUAGCCCUGAAACUGUGGAGCUCGUCUCUGCGAGUGCUGCACCUCAUAAGGGAUCCCCGGGGAGUGCUGCACUCACGAUUACAGUACCCCCGUCUGUACUCCAGUGGUGGGGCCUACCAGAGGGAUGUGAGCGGGGUUGGCAGGGCUGCGGGCCUGUUUUGUGAACAGGGUGUCAGGGAUGCGGAGUUUCUUCAGAAACAGUACAGAGGAGAAGUACUGGCGAUUAGGUUCGAGGAUCUAGCAACCAAGACUGAGCAGGUGGCGGACACAAUAUACAGCUUCCUACAGCAGGACACUCCGGUAGAGGUAUCUGCCUGGAUUAACAACCUGAGAACAGGAGCUCAGCUACUAAAUACUAACACAACAUGGCGCUCAACUAGGCAAGAUGGCAACCAGGUUCUUAAGAAAUGGCAGACUGGAUUGUCUUCUCAAAUGGUCUGUGAGAUUGAGAAGUCGUGUAAGAAGUUCAUGAGACUUUACAAUUAUCCGGCCAUGUGUUCCAGGACUGAGUGA
Molecule: messenger RNA, 858 nt
Organism: Bolinopsis microptera
Lineage: Eukaryota; Metazoa; Ctenophora; Tentaculata; Lobata; Bolinopsidae
Product: carbohydrate sulfotransferase 3-like
Exons: 4
Coding region: 1-858 (285 amino acids)
Biological process (GO): N-acetylglucosamine metabolic process; sulfur compound metabolic process
Molecular function (GO): N-acetylglucosamine 6-O-sulfotransferase activity
Source: RefSeq, a predicted model, not a curated record